Impatiens glandulifera is the source of this 1038-nucleotide messenger RNA. RefSeq lists its product as uncharacterized. The record is from RefSeq and is a predicted model, not a curated record. The transcript is spliced from 4 exons. Bases 252 to 860 code for a protein of 202 amino acids. NCBI's taxonomy places the organism in Eukaryota, Viridiplantae, Streptophyta, Magnoliopsida, Ericales, Balsaminaceae.
GAAGCUCGAAACAGGGUUUUACCGGAAGAAGAAGGAGAAGCUUCUCUUUGCCCGCCGCUUAUCGGCCGCCGUUUGUCUUGAUCAAAUCAACGGCGAGAUCUAAUAGGAAUGAAAGGAGAUCUCUGGGAUGACUCUGCUCUCAUUAACGCCUUCGAUGGAGCUUUUAUCAAGCACAAGGUUGUUUCCAUUUCCUUCAAUCCUCUUUUCUCUUCAUAAAACAAUAAUUAAUCGAAUUUGCGCAUAAUUAUGAGAUGAUCCAGCAUUUAUUCUUCAAUAUCUUUUGUUUUAUUCAGAAAAUGAAUCAACGAAGACGCAAUCGUUCUAACUUAGAAGAUUCUUCAGGAAAACCUAACAGUGAUACUGAAGAACAUAAACCACAUCUGGUUGAUGAUAAUGCCUUGCUUAAAAGUGGUGCAUUGCCCACCAUAGAAGAAACUGGAGAAAGAUCUUCCCUAGAUUAUUAUACACAGUUUCUGAACCAACAAAUAGAGGACCAAAAACAAAAGAUAUCUAACCAGCUUCAUCAUCAUACUACAAGUGAAGAUUCCCAUAAUGUAUAUUCUUGUUACCCAUCUGCCGGUCAAUGUCUUGUGGAGACGCCACCACCAUCAUCUUAUGAUAAUGUCGAUGAUAUUCAAAAAAUAGGAAUGGAUGCGGUUAAUAGAGCACUUUCAUUAUUGAAGUCGUCACAAGCUUUUGACAGUUCUUCUGUUAAAAACAAAGCGAAAAGUGAGGAAAUGGGAAAAAAAUCAGGGUCUGAGACAGAGCUUAGUUCGGUUCUUAACGCAUGGUAUUUGGCUGGAUUUCACACUGGCAAAUAUCUCGAAGAACAGGCUCAAUUAAAGCGAGGAGGACAAUGAAGAGUUUUUGUGCAACAUGGUUAGAUAUUCAUGGCUGGUUAUCGCGAUUCUAUAUGCUUUGAUGUGAAACUAGUUUGAAUCAAACCUUUGGGGGGCUUUUUUUCCCAAUUAAGGUCAAAGGUUGCUAUCCAUAGCUAAAAAUGAAAUGGGAACUUGAACAUGCUUGAAACAAACUUUU